UAUCGGAGCCGGCAAUCUUCCAUAAGGCAUAUUAUAUCUGAGUUGGGGGCGCAAUGCAUUUGUAUCAUAGACAGACAAAAAGCAACACAGCAUGUGGUAUGGUGGAGAUGAUACCCAUUUUUCACGAAUUUUUUUCACCUUCAUUGCGAGCUUCCCAUGAUGAAUACGCAUGUUUUUGAAACAGGCAAUGCCGAAUACUCUUCGUAACACCAUUAGUGGCGUACAAUUGCCUGAGAGACAAUCCUCUAGGUGAUAAGAAGCUCUGGCGCAUGCUCCACUUUACCAUCCACCACUACAUCAGUACCAUCCCACCUUGCACCCCACUUUCACCCAUGUAGUGUACAUGGUCAAGACAACAACGAGACCUCUUAUAUCAUCAAUCCUCUAUCUUGUUCCCCAUCGUCUUCGCAUAUAAUCUCCAGAACGGAAGUUUCCCUUUUCUUCAUCUUUGCCAAACUAGAUUCUCGACACUAUAAUGUCGUACAGCUUCCAAGAUAAAGUCGUCCUGAUUACAGGUGCGGGCAGUGGCAUUGGCCGGGCAACAGCCAUCAAAAUGGCGUCUCUUUCCGCUACCCUCGCCCUCUGCGACCUGAACUACGACGCCCUCGAAGAAACCUCGCGCCUCUGCAAAGGCUCCCCGACAACACCCCUCCUCGCCGACGUCGACGUCUCCUCGGUACAAGAAGUAACGCAAUUUCUAACCCAAACGCUCGCCAAGCACAAUGCCCUGCACCACAUCUUCAACUGCGCGGGCGUGAACCCGACCUCGAUGCCGCUCGAGUCGACCCCGGACAGCUACUGGGACAAGCUCAUGUCGGUGAACCUCAAGGGCGUCUUCAACGUCACGCGCGCCGCGAUCCCGCAUCUGUCCCGCGGCGCCAGCUUCGUCAACGUGUCGUCCAUUUCGGGCGUCCGCGCCUCCGCCCAGCAGGCUGUGUACUGUGCGACCAAGUUUGGGUUGAUUGGGUUUAGUAAGUGUAUGGCGCUCGAGCUGGGACCCAGGGGGAUCCGCACCAAUGUCGUUGCGCCGGGGUUUAUUGAUACGCCGACGAAUGCUGGGGUUGUCAAGGGCGGGGACGCGGUGGAGAGUAUGAGGAAGGGGAAUGCGUUGAAAAGGUUGGGGACGGCUGAGGAAGUGGCGGAUGUCGUGGCUUUUUUGUUUAGUGACGAUGCGAGGUAUAUGAAUGGGAGUGUUGUGGAGGUGGAUGGGAUGAUUGGGGCGAGUGCCGAUGUGGAUGUGGAUGUGAGUGUGGGUGCGAGUAAAUGAUUU
Messenger RNA from Periconia digitata, 1270 nucleotides. NCBI's taxonomy places the organism in Eukaryota, Fungi, Ascomycota, Dothideomycetes, Pleosporales, Periconiaceae. The record is from the annotation of a GenBank genome assembly.